This is a messenger RNA of Hippocampus comes (tiger tail seahorse), 876 nucleotides long. RefSeq names its product testis expressed 30 (gene tex30). The record is from RefSeq and is a predicted model, not a curated record. The coding region runs from base 96 to 782 and encodes 228 amino acids. Lineage: Eukaryota; Metazoa; Chordata; Actinopteri; Syngnathiformes; Syngnathidae. The transcript has 5 exons.
ACUUUUGGCAAAUGCAGAUGUCGCCCUCUGCUGGAUAUUGUGUAGAACGCACUUCCGCAUUGAAAACCGGAAGUUGGUGAAUUUUCCUGCCGGUGAUGGACAAGUUUUGCGAGGAACGUGUGCAGGUGCUAUUUGGGACCAAAUGUUUGGAGGCUACAUUGUGCGUUCCUACCUCCUCAGGGCACAAAGUUACCACAGCUAUCAUACUGACCCAUGGAGCUGGUGGAGACAUGAACUUUAGUCAUCUUGUUUCUCUGGCACACUCUUUGGCCUCAAAGGGCUUCCUGUGUCUCCGAUUCACAUGCAAAGGUCUCAACUUGGCGUAUAGAGUGAAGGCUUAUCGUGCGGUGUGGCACUACUUGAAAUCAUUGCCGAACUGGACCAUAAAGAACAUGUUCUUUGGAGGCAGGUCAAUGGGUUGCCGUGCUGCCGCCGCCUUGGCCAAGCAACUAAGUGAUGAAUCGGAAGGUGCCGUGCAGGGUGUCGUCUGUUUGUCCUUUCCGCUACACCCCCCAGGACAGACUCAUGCCCAUCAACAGCGCAGUGAAGAUCUCCGGAGGCUACCGGAAAACAUGGCUGUCCUCUUUGUUUCAGGCACAGAGGACAACAUGUGUGAUAGGGUCCUUUUUGACGCAACAUUAAAGAAGAUGAGCGCUCAAGUGGAGGUUUUCUGGCUGAGUGGAGGAAGUCAUGGCCUGAAAGUGUUGGGAAGGUCAGAGGAGUCUGUAUUAGAGGAGGUGAACUCUCAUGUUAUCACCUGGCUCACCAAAUGGGGGGCAUAGAUAACAUUACAAUGUCUCUCGUUUUGUCUUUUGUGAAAUAAAGUGCUGUAAUAAAUCUGUAAUGUAACAUACUUCAUCAAAUACUGUAUAUGAA